CGCAGCGCCCCGCGCCGGGCGGCCUCCAGCGGGCGGGCGGAUCUGGCGGGCCCAGCUCGGAGGGGCGGGGAUGGUACCGCUCCUCCCGCCGCCGCCGCCUGACGGAGCGGCGGGACCCGGCCAGAAGGGCGGCGGCGGCCCGCGCUGCAGGUUCGGCAUGGCGCUGCGCGCUGACCAGGUGAGCCUCAUCGGGCAGGUGUUCGAGUCCUACCUGCUGCAGCACCACCGGGACGACAUCCUCGGCAUCCUGCGCCAGGGGGACGACGAGGCGCACUACCCGGUCCUCGUUGACGCCCUGACGCUGUUCGAGACCAACAUGGAGAUCGGGGAGUACUUCAAUGCCUUCCCCAGCCAGGUGCUGCCCAUCUUUGACGGUGCGCUGCGCCGGGCAGCCAUGGCGGUGCUGCAGGCCACCACGCCAUCCCCAGGGCUGCGCAUGAAGCCCAACCUCCACGCCAGGAUUUCAGGCUUGCCCGUUUGCCCAGAGCUGACACGAGAGCACAUUCCUAAGACCAGGGAUGUGGGUCACUUCCUAUCUGUCACUGGGACUGUCAUCCGUACCAGUUUGGUGAAAGUGCUGGAAUUUGAGCGGAGCUACAUCUGCAAUAAGUGCAAACACAUUUUUGUGGCUAAGGCUGACUUUGAGCAGUACUAUGCUUUCUGCCGUCCGUCAGCCUGCCUGAAUGAAGAGGGCUGCAACUCAACCAAGUUCACUUGCCUCUCUGGAACAGCCUCUUCCCCUACCAGCUGCAGAGACUAUCAAGAGAUCAAAAUUCAGGAACAGGUUCAAAGACUGUCUGUCGGAAGCAUCCCUCGUUGCAUGGUGGUGGUUCUGGAAGAUGACUUAGUGGACAGUUGCAAGUCUGGAGAUGACAUCACAGUGUAUGGAGUGGUAAUGCAGAGAUGGAAACCUUUCCAUCAGGAUGCGCGCUGUGACUUGGAGCUUGUUUUGAAAGCUAACUACAUUAAAGUAAAUAACGAGCAGCUAGCAGGUGUUACAAUUGAUGAAGAAGUCUGCAAGGAAUUUGAAGACUUCUGGGAAAAGCACAGGAAUAAUCCCUUAGCAGGGAGGAAUGAAAUUUUGGCUAGCUUAUGUCCUCAAGUGUUUGGAUUGUACCUGGUGAAAUUGGCUGUAGCCAUGGUACUUGCUGGUGGUGUGCAGAGGAUUGAUGCUACUGGAACUCGAAUCAGAGGUGAAUCACAUCUUCUGUUAGUUGGAGACCCAGGAACGGGGAAAUCUCAGUUUCUCAAGUAUGCAGUAAAGAUUACACCACGGUCUGUGCUUACUGCAGGAAUUGGAUCUACAAGUGCAGGUCAGCCAUGACAGCUAUGUUCAAAGACAUUUCCCUGAAAACCAAAAUGGCAGUUUACAAGCUUACAGUGAUACGCAUGCCAUGGAAUCAACUGAAAUUAUGCAUGGAGAUAAAUAGAAUUUCAUCUUGUGAAAGGAUCGUUUGGGGUCUUUAGAUCAUGUACAUUUCACUGUUCUUUAUAUUUUAAAAAAGCACUCUAGCUCCUUCACUUUCUUUAAAUCUUACUGCAGGUGUGUCAAAUUUCCACCUUGAAAUUCUUAAGAACCCUUAUCAUAAGUGAAACUUGAGUACCUCACCAGAAACCCUAACCACAGUUGAACUGUAGAGAACAUUUUCAUCAUUUGAACUGCUGGACUAAAGCAUUAAUUUCUAUCCCAAGAGUUUGGUUGCAGCUUGAAUUAUUUUCUUUGCAGCUUGAAUUAUUUUCUUUGCAGCUUGAAUUAUUUUCUUUGUCAUCCUUCUUCAAGGUGUGUCUUAUUAAUGGAUAUUUUCUGAGCUGUACCUAAUGUUGAUUUUGUCAACAUGCUGUUCAUGCAUCAGCUCCAAACGAUGAGUUUUGAGUACAAUAAAAUCAUUUUAAAUUUCUUGUCAUAACUGCACUCUUCAAAUUACCAAUUUCUUCUUUCUCAUUAGAGGAGGCUCCUAAUGGAUAUUUUUUCCUCCAUAGUAAAAAGACUAAAUCUGUAAGUUCCACUUCCUCCUAGUUCCUUGCAUUAUAUAAAGAUAGUCUGGACUGCAGUUUAGUUACUGACUAUAUGAUUACUGUCCACAUAUGCCAAGGGACACACUCAUGAAUUGGUAACAUCCUGGAUAAGGUAAAAGUUGUCUUACAUUUUGAUUCCUUUUUCAGAGAAAUCUGCCAGUAACUCACCAAACUGUGAUAAGAUCUUUUACAUUAACGUAUCUUGUAUCUGUUGCCCAUCUGGUAACUGUUUGGGGACACUGGAAUUCUUCUUCCAAAACUGUCUAUUGUAUCAAUUUUCCAUUUUUCCAUACAAGCAUUUAUUGGUGUCUGGACACGGUACUAGAUAAUUAAUGCUUUUGCUGCAUCAGAACUCCUUUUUUUUCCUGCUCUACCUUAGGAAACAUUUCCUUUUAGAUCAGUUAUGAUCCUUUGGGGCCCUGCAGUGUCAUCUGCCUGCUGCAAAUCUGUUGACCUAUCUAGACCUAACUAUAAUUAACUUGCAUAAUGGCUGAAAAAGCAAUCCAACUCUGUAGCUUCAUUUGCUCUCAAGUCCCCCACUCUUUCAAACAGGUUUCUGCUUCUCCCAAGGCUUUUUAAACAAAGUCUGUGCUUCAUCAGAUAUAUUUUGUUGAUUCAGAAAGUAUGAUCCAGGCUAACACCCUGUUUUAUUAUUUUUUUAAUUGAAUCAAUGUUGAAGAUUUGUGUCUUCAUCUCACUGAGAGGCUGAAGUUGACAGCUUGCUGCAAAUAGCUUUUCCAAAGGACAAGUAAUCUAUUCUAUUUGUGGGUGAAAACAGGACCUUACUUCCAGUCUCUAGAUAGCAUGCUGAGUUUACUUGUUUUAUUAGGUUGCUUUACCUGCUAACAUGUAGCAGAGGUUUUCUGUUGAUAAUUCUCUCCAAGCUUAUGACUUCUAUGAGGAACCAAGCUUUAUUCCUUUGUCAUCUCUUCCAUUAAAUUUGUCAGCCACAAGGUCAACCCACAUGCAGCAACUCAAUGGCAAAAAUUUCCUUGGAGAGUAGAGGACUUUCUGAUUUGUAAGCAAAAGAUGGGAAUCACCUAUCUCACAUUUUCUGUCUACAUAGUGUUCUUAUUUUGUGAAGGCCUGGCUCAUUCUUUCUGCUUCCCAUCUGAGAAUGACAGUCAUUUAUAUGCCCUUAAUUUUUCAAUAUUGAUACACAGUUUUCCAGAAGGAAACUUACUGAAGUUUUACAAAAUCUGUGUGUUUCCACCUUACUACUGAGUUUAACAGUUUUUCAGUCCUCAUAGCUGUAGUGUUGCUUGUACAUAUUUGGAUGAGAUAAUCACUAAUAAGAAAAUACUUCCUUUUCCCCUGGAGCCUGAGAUUUGCAGCAAUCGUUUGAGUGGUGUGUUUGACUCCAUAGGGAUUGCAGCCCACACGUGCCUGCUGCUGGUGGCUCUGGAGCUCAUGGGCAUUCAGGCCACAGUCAUCCUGACAUUUCCUGGUGCAUACUUGGCUGUUGAAAUUUCUGGAGAGUUUUGUUCAUUCCACAAAUGGACUGCAUGAAGAAUUUUGUAAACUGUGUUCAGAACAGCUUGUCUAAAAUGUGGGAGACUAUCAGCUGUUUCUCCUACUUUCCAGUUCUGUACAAUCUGCCCUCCUGAGCUGUAUGAAAUGCAGCCUUCUGGCCUCUCCUCUUACAGCCUCUACAGAGCCCCCUCAGAGUACUGCCUUUUGUUGACAUUUUGCAAAGUCUGUCAUUGUUCAUAUUGAUGCUGACAGCAUUUUGUUACUCUAUGCUCCUUCAGCGCUCCUCAUUGAAGGUAACAAACUCAAGGGUAAACAACCACUUUUCUUUCUCAUAGUAAGCCUUUCCCUGCUACAUGGUCUUCAGAUGCUAACCAUUGUCUCUUUUCUCAUCCAGUAGAAACCACUUCCAAGUGCUUGAUGUGAGUUACAGUUAUGAAUAGAGUACAUGUUGUCAGUACCCUGAGAUACACAAGGCACUGAAACUGGAGACAUUUUUCCCAAUCUGUAGAUCUCCAAACUGUUUCUGGGCUCUCACUAGUUGAUACAGGCCAAGGCAGUGAUAGGGAACGUGCUAGCUAACAAUUUACCUCUGGGGAGAAUAGCAUGGCAGUGCUUGGAUCCAUACUAUGGCCCUGUUUGGGUUAUUGAGAUGUAGCCUGUAGGUUAGUCUUUUUACAUCUUUACUCUUACCAGAGGAUUGUUAUUUUCCGGAAUAUUCAAAAUUGUACAUGAACUUGUAUUUUCUGUCAGCAUGUACCUUGAAAAUAUUUUUCUUAUAGUAUGACUUCACUGGCUGUUCCCUAAGCAGUUAAGCCUCAAGUCGAGGAGGCCUUAACUUUCUAGGAAGUCUGCUAAAGUUCUUUAAGGAAUGAAUUUUGAAGUUGUGAUCAAAGCUCCUGGGAGAAAUACAAUAUCUCUCCAGCAAUAUCUCUUGGAGAUCUGCAAAUUCCUUUGAUUUCCUUUCAGUGAUGCUGUUCCACAAUGGCCUUGUCCUGAGACAGUGCUUGUUGUUGCUACCUGCAUGUAACAGAUUACUGAGCAAAGUCUGGCUGUCUGUCUUCCAAAAUUUCAGUCUGUUCACACCUGUAUCUGAAGACUUCUAGACAGGAGAGACAAGAAAUACUGCAGGUAGAAUGUCUUUAUCAACAGUGUUGGCCAGAGGUCACAAUCUUGGCAGAAUACAUUGAGGCAGGCCUUCAUGAGAGGUUUUCCUCCUGCUAUUGAAGUGUCAGGCAUUUCAUUUGGUUGAUUUCUGCUACAUAACUUUAGGAUUCCCUUUGCUGUACCAUUAAGCCUUCUGCUUCUUCCCACUCUGUACCAGUGCUGGUCUGCCAUACCUUCCUAGUGAGAUAGGACAAGCUAGAGGACCCCUUUUGUGGAAAGGUAGGCCUCAUUAUCAUCUUAAGGUCUAACGGAGUUUGGGAGGGAAACACAUAAACUCCUCCCAUUUCAGCCAGUUCUUAUCAUUGCUGUUAACACUUAGCUGUUGUCUCCUAAUCUGGCAUUGCUGUUCUGCAGCACAAACUCCUUCCUCUGGUUGUCUGCUGGAGGCCAGUCACAUCCCCAGUACCAUGAACAAUGACUGCCCACCAUGCCUCCAAGCCAGCAUUACCAAAAGUCAAAAAUGCUGAAGCAUGUCCUCCCUCCACCCCACCUCACUCUUUGCUUCCGAGGAGCCUUUAUAUUCUAGAUGCAAACCCUGUUUAACGUGAACGUAGCUUCCAUAGUGACUCCAGCUGGUUCCUCCCUCUUAGAAAUUCUUCUUUGCUAAGACUAAAAAUCAAGCAAAAAUACCUCCACCUGUCUUCUGCAGCCCAUGUCUAAUCUCAAACAUUUUAAGACCAGCUCUUAAGCAGCAAAAUUUUAACUGGGAACAUAAAUACAAAUGAGAAGGCCUAGCAUGAGCAGUCCCCCAUACACUGUCUGCCAUUAUAGGUAGUUGUCAGUUUUGUUUUGUCUUCCCUGUUGACCCUGAGCCCAAACUUCUUUUGUGGCUCUCAAAAGAAUAACAGAAUCUGGCCCACAAAACUUGCAGACCACUGGCUUGCAGGCCAUUUGUUAUAGAUGAGUAGCAGGGUAGUUCAGGAAGUGAAAGAUCUCCUGCAGUUGCCCAUGCAGAAGUCACAAGAUUUAGUAACUCUGCUCUUUUUCUGUCUCUUGUCAAUGAGGAUUUGCAUGGAGUGUGCAUGCGUAAAGUUUUCUUCCUUUUUCUUCCCUACCACCAAUUUUGGAUGGCAGUGAGCAAUCUUUGUAUAGAUGCAACUGGGCUAGCCUUCAGUCAGCCAACUUCAGGAAAAUGAGCAGUUGAGGCCCUCCAAAGAAAAAUAAUGGAUUGUCACAUCGUCAGCUUCGUCUCUGACAUCAUCAUCACAUUUCAGGAGCACAAACUGCAUGGCAGGCUGUAAACUAAGUGACCAUAGUUACUGUAGCUACAUUCUGAGCCCUGAAGAUGGGAAGACAGAGUAGUAUUCUUAGUGCUGUUUUGCAGAGCUGCUGGGGAGGUUACAUUUCACCAGUCUCUCUUAUGAUGGAGCUAGAGUAAUUUGCCCCCUUCAAACUCUGAAUGUCAUAGUAAUUCAGAUUGGAAUAAUGCAUUAAUCACAAUGACUGUAAGAUGAAGGGAUGUUUUUUUUCAAGCUAUACAUAGAAAAACCUCAUUUUUCAUCAGUAAUAGGGCAUUGUGUGAUCCAUCUGUUUCUUUGUAUAUGAAAAGUCUCUGAUGAUAUUAUGACAAUCUUGUAAUGGAACUGGGUCUGUCUAUCUAGCUGAGGUACAAGUACAGUGCAUCGCUAGUCCUGUCAAUAGAAUCUGUAGCAUUCUCUUGCACGUUGAUGGUUUAUGCAAAUUGAAGUUUGUUGGUAAGUAAAUGAACUUCUUUUCAGCAUUGAAAUUGUAAUGUUCUGCUGCCCGUGCUACAUGUCUGUUUAGUAAGCAGCCCUGCUGUCCUGAAAAAUUCAGAGAUAAGAGACAAGUCUUCAUAGAGGUGCCAUAUAUUCACUGUAUCUUUUAAUACCACUAAGUUUGUGCUUUGAUGUCACCUAAUCAUUAGCCCUAAAGCAUCUGGAAUACUCAAAUUCCUUAUCUCUGGAAUAUGGUUUUGCUACGAAAUGUGGCAAAUACAGGAAACAAUUUGUACGGACUGCUAAGAUAGGGACAGGCUUGAAGAAGACCCGAGAGCCCUCCUAUCUUUUAGAAAGCAUAGAAAGACCGUUCCUCUCACAAAAAUUGUGAGGUGCUCUCAGAGUGGCUAUGGUGGUUUGUUUUACAGUUGUCACCAAGCACAGCAUGGCAAUUCUUGUUUCCGUAGUUGAUGGGUCAGCUAUAUGUAGUGUUUGUAUCGCUAAGGUGCUGCUGUAUUCUGUUGUAGCAUCGUGCCCUCUGGUCUAGUUUGAAGUUUAUUGCACCCAAGUUCACGAGUACAGUUGACCUUUUUUUCUUCUAAACAGUGUAUCUUCACUUUCUGAACUGGCUUAUUACCAGGUGAUAACUGGCAAUUAGCAGAGUGAUUGAUGCAGUUUUGCUCACCAUGGCAGUAACAGUUUGUUUCUCUCUCUCUUAGCACGUGCUUCUAAAAAGCCUUUGUGCUACUGGUGGAUGGCUCCUGGUUAUAGCGUGUACCUGAUCAUACUUUCAAUCACUAGCAGGAACAAAGUUUGAAAUACUAUUAUAAUACCUUUAGCUCAAGUCAGACAUCAUUAGCCUACCAGCCUUUCAGCAGAUGGCUAUGUUAAAUGUUUACGGUUAAGAGACAUAUUGACUUUUGCAAUAACACAUUAGAAUUUGGGUUCCAAAAAUUAUCAGCUUUCAGUACAAUUUGGUCAUUCAGCUACCAUACAUUUUGCUGAGUUGCGAUGCAAGAAAGAAACGUACACAUUAUAUUCACAUCAGGUCUUUCCUUUGCAAUUUGAAAAUAUAUAUUAUAAUUAAAGACAAUUGCACUAAUGAUGUGAAAAAGAAAUGCUAACUGACUGGGACAUCUUCAUCCCUAUUAGAGAAUGCAGAAAAAGAGAAAGCAUUCUAUUUUUAUUCAGAUCUAUUCUGUCAAGUCAUCGUGAAAUUUAUCUGUUUUAAGGGCCUGGAACCUACAGGGGUUCACAGUUUGUGUGCUUACUAGUAACCAGCAGAACAAUAUUUCUGUAAUCUGACAUGACAGAUUACAAUUUUAAAUGCAUAUAUAGUCACAGUAAACCUAUAAGACUGACAAGGAUUGGAACGAAUAACUAAAUUGUUAGUGUCAUAACAAUGUCUUAAGUUUUUACAAUUCACUGCCUCAUUCCUUUUGAUCUUCAAGGGUGCCUCAGGUAAUAGGGAACAUUUCACUCUAAGAGCUUCAGGAUAGGCAGUGUAUUCUUGAGUGUGUAGUGCCUGCUACAGAAGGGUUUGAAUCUUUAUGCCAGUACAUUGUUGCCUUAAAGGGUAACAAAAAACUGAAAUAUUUUAAAUUCCAGAUGUUUCAAAAAACUGAAAGAAAACAUCUCAACUCCUUACUACAAAUUAAAAACACAACAAGAACAAGCAUAAUUGAAAAAUCAAUGUAUGAAGCAGCAACUGCGCAUAAUGAUCUUGCAGAAGAGCAGUUUUUUGGGGGUGCUCAUGCUAUUCCUUUUGACAUUUAAAUUGUCUAAUAAUUGCUUGAAUCUUUUCAACCAACUAUGUAUACCAUUCAGUGUCUGCAAAAGGGUUUUUUCAUGAAAUACCCACCUAAAUCCAUAUGAAAUGUUGUCGUCAAAAAAAACCCCACUGUUUAACUAGCAACAGGAGAUUAAGAAAAAAGAAGUCUUAAAACUGAAGAUAGCAGAUGGUAAAUCUCAAAUUGCAUGCUUUAAGUAACAAGUAUGUGCCUUGAAAUGAAAAGAAGCUUGCACCUAAAAUUAAACUGUGCUGUCCACUUCCACAGAAAGUGGACACAGACAGGGGCUUUUUUUUUUUUUUAAGAAGCAAACACUUGUCUUUCCUCUUCCUCUAAGAACAGCUUUGCUCUUCAGGUAUUAUGAAAGGGCACUUCAUAUUUAGUGAUCUGGAUAUCAGA
Messenger RNA from Numida meleagris (helmeted guineafowl), 8518 nucleotides. It is a transcript of the gene MCM9, whose product is annotated as minichromosome maintenance 9 homologous recombination repair factor. The coding region runs from base 71 to 1324 and encodes 417 amino acids. Lineage: Eukaryota; Metazoa; Chordata; Aves; Galliformes; Numididae. The record is from RefSeq and is a predicted model, not a curated record. The transcript is spliced from 8 exons. Gene Ontology annotation, biological process: double-strand break repair via homologous recombination. Gene Ontology annotation, cellular component: MCM complex; nucleus. Gene Ontology annotation, molecular function: single-stranded DNA helicase activity; ATP binding; ATP hydrolysis activity.